AUGGGUCAGGGGCUUAGUGUUGGGGUUGAUGAUAGCACCAAUCAAUGCCUCUGUAAGACAGAUAUUAAACCUGGGUUGUUUUCUAAGAAGAAAGGGUCAAAGAAAUUAGAAGCAAACUUAUUUAAAAUUGAUAUAUAUUGGGAUCUCUCUUCGGCUAAAUUUGGAUCCGGGCCGGAGCCAUUAAAGGGAUUUUAUGUGGGGCUAGUAUUUGAGAAGCAAAUGAUUCUGCUUCUUGGAGACAUGAGGAAGGAAGCUUUGAAGAAAACAGGUAGCGUCCCUGCCCCAUUACCAUUUAGUGCUGUUCUUAUAUCAAAGAGAGAACAAAUUUUUGGGAAGACGGUAUUCAGCACUCGGGCUCAGUUUUGUAACAUAGGCAAAAUACAUGACCUUGUGAUUGAAUGUGAUACCAAUGGCGUUUCUGAUCCGUGCCUUGUGAUCCGUGUUGAUUCUAAGCUGAUGAUGCAAGUGAAGCGCCUCCUGUGGAAGUUUCGAGGAAACGACACCAUCUUGGUGGAUGGCCUUGCUGUACAAGUAUUUUGGGAUGUGCAUAAUUGGCUCUUUGCAAUGUCUCCUGGAAAUGCAGUGUUCAUGUUCAACUCCAACUUUCCAUCUGACAAGUCAUGGACAAGCCAACCUCUCUACGAUCCCCACACACUGCGUUGGUCGUGGUCUCAAAGAUUCCAAGAUUUCCAUUCACAAAGUCUUGGUUUCUCAUUAAUUUUGCAUGCUUGCAAGAAUGAAUGA
Fraxinus pennsylvanica is the source of this 744-nucleotide messenger RNA. The record is from the annotation of a GenBank genome assembly. NCBI's taxonomy places the organism in Eukaryota, Viridiplantae, Streptophyta, Magnoliopsida, Lamiales, Oleaceae.